Cuscuta epithymum is the source of this 1011-nucleotide messenger RNA. The record is from the annotation of a GenBank genome assembly. NCBI's taxonomy places the organism in Eukaryota, Viridiplantae, Streptophyta, Magnoliopsida, Solanales, Convolvulaceae.
UGUGGGCUUGCACCGCCCAAAUGCCUAAUAUUAUAUCGGUCCACCCUGUAAAAGGCUUAUAGGAUCCGGAUUCCGGAAGUCCAGAAACUAAGAAACGAAACCCUAGCCUUGUGUGUGUAUAUAAUGCAGCAUAUACUCCAUCCCAGUUUUCCCAUUUUCCCAAGCUCAUAAUGUCUAAGCGAGGUUCGUAUACUUUUACGUAUCCAAUUGUGUAAUUGAUUGAUCGAUUAUGUGCAUAAACUCAUCUUACUGUUGUUCGAUUUUGAAGGGCGCGGAGGAUCGGCCGGGAACAAGUUCCGUAUGUCGCUGGGUUUGCCGGUGGCGGCGACGGUUAACUGCGCCGAUAACACUGGGGCUAAAAACCUCUACAUUAUUUCCGUCAAGGGCAUCAAGGGUCGCCUUAACCGGCUGCCGUCAGCUUGUGUGGGUGAUAUGGUGAUGGCCACUGUGAAGAAGGGGAAGCCUGAUCUCCGGAAGAAGGUCAUGCCUGCUGUCAUUGUUCGUCAGAGAAAGCCUUUUCGCCGAAAGGAUGGAGUUUUCAUGUACUUUGAAGAUAAUGCUGGCGUUAUAGUAAAUCCCAAGGGUGAAAUGAAAGGUUCUGCAAUUACUGGUCCAAUAGGUAAAGAGUGUGCUGACUUAUGGCCCAGAAUUGCUAGCGCAGCAAAUGCAAUUGUCUGAAGUCAAGAUUGCUCUGUGUUGUACUCUGGGAUUUCGCUUAGUCUUCAUCUUUGUUAAUUGCCCAAGUCAUGAAUUCAAAAAUACUUCCGAAGUAAAAUGAACUCUGAAUUUUCAUCAGUCUCAUUUCAGUGUCUGUUUUGCAAUAGGACGUAUAAGAAAUCACAUCUCUACAUUUUUCGUGUUAUAAAUUCUCAACCAGACUCAAAACGCCUACUGUAGCAUUAUUGCUUUAUCUUUUGAUAUUCCAAUCCGAGUGUUCUCAUAUUAAUUAGUUCAAAAAUCUUAAUAUCUAAUUAGUAGUAAUUUUAAUCCUAAUUGGAACCUUGCCUAAUA